Molecule: messenger RNA, 4806 nt
Organism: Trachemys scripta elegans
Lineage: Eukaryota; Metazoa; Chordata; Testudines; Emydidae
Gene: ZNF366
Product: zinc finger protein 366
Exons: 6
Coding region: 242-2446 (734 amino acids)
Biological process (GO): regulation of transcription by RNA polymerase II
Molecular function (GO): RNA polymerase II cis-regulatory region sequence-specific DNA binding; DNA-binding transcription factor activity
Source: RefSeq, a predicted model, not a curated record
AGUGAUUGUUCCUGUUCUCUUUCUUAAGUCAUUUGAAACAUUGUCCUUGCUAGUUUUCUAAGUUUACUGCAAUCUCUACACAGAGAGCAAGAGAGAUUGCCAACAGGAAAGCAGGUAGAGAGCUUAGCUCAUUCCACUUCAACAAUUGGUCCUUCAUUCACCUCAGUCUGACUACACCCAACCUCUGUGUUAAUGGUGGUUCUUGAAUAAUUGAACUCCCUCUUUCCCAGGAAGGCAGACAAUGCAGAAGGAAUUAAAUACGAUGAAAAAUGAGGAUGUAUGUUUCAAUGUUGACAAAACACACACAUCACACUGCCUGCAGCCAAUGGACCCUGAUGUGAAGUCACACAGAACUGCACCACUCAGUGAAGAAUUCAGGGCACAGCUUGCACAGUUCCAGUAUGGUCCUUCCCUGGGGGAUAUAGAAACCUUUCAUGGAUCCUUAGAAGGAGGGUCCCGGAAACGCAAAAGCAUGCCCACAAAAAUGCCUCACACUAUCCCCACAGGAGAUCCUACAUCACCAUCACAUGGAUCUGAAAACAACAACGUAUGCUCCCCCAGUCUUUCUUUGAUGUACCAACAACCCACACAGCCCAAAUACAACUCCCAAAUGAUUGAUCUUUGUAACAUUGGCUUUCAGUUCUACAGAAAUCUGGAACACUUUGGAGCCAAGCCCAUUAAACAAGAACCAGUAAAGCCCAACAUGAUGUGGCCCAACACUUCUGCAUUUGUGCAGACUCCUUACUCUUAUUACCCAAAAGUCCACCCUGGCUUGAUGUUUCCUUUUAUUAUGCCCCCAAACUUCCAUUUGAGGAAUUCCUUCCAACUGAAAAGACCCCUGGAGCCAGCAUUCAGGAGGACUGAACUGAGGGAAAGUGGUGACAGUAAACAGAAGGUGGAAAGAGUAGAUGUCAACCUCCAGAUUGACGACAGCUAUUAUGUUGAUGUAGGGGGAGAACAAAAACGAUGGCAAUGCCCAAUGUGUGAAAAGUCCUACACUUCCAAGUACAACCUGGUCACCCACAUCUUGGGACAUAGCGGCAUCAAACCUCAUGCUUGCACUCGGUGUGGCAAGCUUUUCAAGCAGCUGAGUCACUUGCACACUCAUAUGUUGACACACCAGGGCACUCGACCACAUAAGUGCCAGGUGUGUCACAAGGCUUUCACCCAAACCAGUCACCUGAAGAGACAUAUGAUGCAACACAGUGACAUCAAGCCCUACAACUGUAGGAUCUGUGGCAGAGGUUUUGCCUAUCCAAGUGAACUGAAAGCCCAUGAGUCCAAGCAUGAGAGUGGCCGAGAGAACAUUUGUGUGGAAUGUGGUCUUGACUUUCCAACCCUGGCCCAGCUGAAGAGACAUUUAACAACCCAUCGAGGUCCUAUACAAUACAAUUGCACAGAAUGUGAUAAAACUUUCCAGUACCCAAGCCAGCUGCAAAAUCACAUGAUGAAGCACAAAGACAUCCGUCCAUACAUCUGUACUGAAUGUGGCAUGGAGUUUGUACAGCCCCACCAUCUCAAGCAACACUCUUUAACCCACAAGGGUGUGAAAGAGCACAAAUGUGGGAUCUGUGGCCGGGAGUUUACUCUGCUAGCCAACAUGAAGAGACAUGUGUUGAUCCACACCAAUAUCCGAGCCUACCAGUGUCACCUGUGCUUCAAGAGCUUUGUGCAGAAACAGACUCUGAAGGCACACAUGAUUGUUCACUCUGAUGUCAAGCCCUUUAAAUGCAAGCUGUGCGGGAAGGAAUUUAACAGAAUGCACAAUUUAAUGGGACACAUGCACUUGCAUUCAGACAGCAAACCAUUCAAGUGUCUCUACUGUCCCAGCAAAUUCACCUUGAAGGGAAACCUCACCAGACACAUGAAAGUCAAACACGGGGUCAUGGAAAGAGGAUUUCAUUCUCAAGGUUUUGGAAGAGGAAGAAUUACACUGUCCCAAACAGGUGUCUUGAGAAACUUGGAACAGGAAGAGCCUUUUGACCUUUCCCAGAAAAGCCAAGGGAAAGGAAUUUCAUUUCAUUCUGAUGGUGAGAGUGCCAAGGGAAGCUCAUGUCAGGAGGAAGAGGAAGACAACUGCUAUGAAGCAGAGCAGUACAGUCCUGUCAUGUACCAUCAUGAAAACAACAAGCUAUAUAUGCCCCGAGAUCUGUCUAGCAAACCAGACUACGUGGUGAAAGAUUUCAAAGAGUCCUACUGUGAUGAGAAGGAGGAAAUGUUGAGAGAAGUAGGACUGGAGAAGGGGAAAGGAAAUCAAGACAAAGAAGAGAACCAAGAGGAGAGAGGCUUUGCGAAUAACAAGGAAUGCCUGAGCUUUAGACCCUUUGAAAAAGCCAGACUCAGCCAUUCUCUCUCUGAUUACCUAUACUUCAAACACAGGAAGAACAGUUUAAAAGAAUUACUGGAAAGGAAAAUGGAAAAACAAGCAAUGCUUAUAGGCAUCUAAAUUGACAAUUUUUAAGUUACACUUGGAAACUGAGAACUAGGCAGUACAAUCAUGGCUCUUAACAUGAAUUGUGAUUGCCAAAGAUUGGCAGCUUGUAAAAGUCUUUCAGGAUGAACAAGCCAAAUCAAUACAGAUCAUUUUAAGGUAAAAAAAAUAUAGAAUAUUGUAUUUUCUGGUGUAAUUUGACUGCUUUGUUCUUCUGAUAUACAUCAACAUUUUCAUAUGUAUUCAUUUGAUAUAUAAGCAGACAAUAGGGUGGGAAUCGAGGUUUUAUUUCCUUUAUCUAGGACAAUACCAACUUAUACACAAUUUUCUAGUUAUCAAAAAGCAGUGUACUGUAGUGUUUGAGGUAUUAGCUGACUAAAGAAUAAAUAAGAACACUUAUUUCUGCAGGUUUCAAGAGCUCAAAAUAUGCUAAGUAUUUUACAGCAUAUGCAAAAGUAUUUUAAAUAUGCAUGAUGAAAAUACUGUCUGUCAUUCAUCUCAGAACUAACACAACCAAGAGGUUCUGAGUUAUUGAAAAUGACUGCUUUAAUGCAUAUGUUUACAGUGGGAAAUGGGAAACAAAAUAAGAUGAAACUCUAAUGUCUUGUCAGAUGGGCAACAACUUUAUAAUUCACACUCUUGUGAAAGGACUAGAAUUGGUUUAGAGGUAGGGUGACCAGAUAUCCUAAUUUUAUAGGGACGGUCCCGAUUGUUGGGUCUUUUUCUUAUAUAGGCUCCUAUUACCCCCCACCCCCGUCCCGAUUUUUCACACUUGCUGUCUGGUCACCCUAUUUAGAGGCCUUUUUUCUGUGACAUAGGGUAUAGUAAUGCUUUGCUGCAUCUCUAUCAGCAUGGGAGCAUUUAACAAUUCUUGAAAUUAAAUAUCAUGGACUGAGCUGACAUUUUAUUUUAUUGUUUGUUCAGGCCAAUACAUUUGAGGAGCAGCAGCACAUUGUAUUUGCAAGUUUUGCUAUAAUUGCACAUAAGCAAUAAGAGAGAAUUAAUUUAGUUGAGCACAAUGGUAAAUUUUUCCCAUUAAUCUCUCACCUUGAUUUUGGAGAGCUGUGCUAUUUUGAAAUCCAAUAUCUGAACUGCUUUUGUUUUAAAAGAAACAUCAAAACAAAAUACCCGUUGCCCUGCCCAAAAAUACCCCACAAAAUCACUGGGGUCUUGUUGUACUUCAAAUCUCCCUUGAUUUGACCCAUAAACUUUCUCCCAUGAAUAUAACUGACCAAUAGGAUCCAGCACUUUCAGGUGAUUAAUGGAAAAUAGAGUGCUACUCGGGCUAUUCUUAAUAACUCAGUCCCAAAUUUUCAUCCUUGGACUCAUGUCUUAUUAUAUUGUAUCAGGUCCCAGACAGGGAGCACUUUAUUUUUAAGCAGUAUUAGUAGGUAUUCAUGUAGUAUACGUGGAGUACUUUGACAGAGCACCCUAUGUCCUUUUCUCUGGUCAAUAGUAAAAGCAUUUCUCAAUGCACAUUCCUUUAAAUGUAGAAUUUUUUUUUUCCAAUCAGUGCCCUGGUUCCUGUAACUUUGAAAGAUAUGGCAAAGAGCCCAAAGCCAUACUGUCACUUGAAAAGGAAAUGAUAACGUUCUAAUACCUUUUUAAUUAACUGUGUCCUGUUGAGUUUCAAAAUCAAUAACCUAAUAUGUUUAGAUUUACAUAUGGAUACAUAUAUUUUGAAAAAUAUAUGAAAAUGAUUUCCCUUUAUCUACCUGUCAAGCCCUCAAUUUAGGAUUGUGUUUUACCCCUGCAAUAUUUGAUGUCUACAGCACAUGAAUUUGUUACAAGAGACACAACUAUUAUAGAAAAUAUGUUCAUGGGUUAUUAGAAACACAUUCUGAUUGCAUCUGCUUCAAAAUCUCAGUCUUCUACCACUAAAGGAUACCCUCUUGGCUCAUGGAAGUAGUUCUCACAUCCUUUCUGUUGGUCACCCACUACAGGGAAAUACCACUCAUGUAUGGUGUAGCAUGCUGGGUUUGUGCAGUUUGACUCCGUAGGAAAAAUAUGCUGUCAUUUCUGUCCACCUUCCAAGGCAAAUAUAUGGGACACAACAAAUAACAAAUAUUCUGAAUGAGGAGCACAAAAAUAUUACUCCUCCAGGAAACUUAAGGAUGGUGGAUCUAUUUCUAUAGUGUAAUUAACUCUUUCUGAUGUGAAUAAUUUUAACAAUAAAAGCCCGGGUAAACCAAAUUUGUGUGGAAUGCAGGUAACUUUGGGACUAAAAUGAAUGAUACCACCCAAAAUGAGGUACAUUUGAAAGAACAUAAGAACAGCCAUACUGGGUCAGACCAAAGGUCCAUCUAGCCCAGUAUCCUGUCUUCUGACAGUGGCCAACGCCAGAUGCCCCAGAGGAAUGAACAGAACAGGUAAUC